CGCGUCGCUUUAACUCCAAGGACGCGAGCCGAAGAUGGCCUUUCGCUCCAGCUUGGCGGAAAAACAAGAAACGUUUAACUGUUUCGUGAUGAGUGACAGAGAGAAUCCAUGUGACACCAACGCGUGUCCAACAAUCGAGCUGAGUAAAGCGGUGUCGGUGUCUCUGGGUCUGGAUUCGCUGUCGUCUCCGCUCCACAGCCAGUGCCCCAGCAGCGCUUUUGCAGACCCCGCCGACAGCGGAAAUCAUGGUUUCCGAGGAGUGUCAGAGUUGGGAACGCCUGGAAAUGUGAACUCGGAAGGAAAUGGACUUGUCCUAGCCCGCAGCAGCCCGGCACGGGACAACUUUAGAGAAGUGUGCGCUAACAUUCGGCAGGUGAGCUGCGUGGAUCUGUUCAGAUCGGGGGAAAUGGACUGCGCGCAGUCUGUUACGCGCGGAUCGGUCAUAUCCAGAUUCAUCUGCAAGGAUCCCAGCAUGUUCGUGAACCCGGCAGCAGAGCUCUCCGCGACUUCCCAGGUCAAUGAGGUCGCGCCUUUAAAACCAUAUUCUGCUUAUCCCGCUAAUCCAGACCUGUACAGGGAGAACCAGGGCGGAUGGUCAUCAUGGUGCGCAAACGAGCGCAUUUACAGCGAGCGACCCGAGCCCCACAGAGGCGGGUCUGACGGACAUCAUUUCUCCUGCAAAUAUUGCAGCUGUGGGCCAACUCCAUUCGGGUCCAGACAGGAAUGCAACUGUGUGUGGUACAGUAGAGGUGCGCAAAGCGGAAAAGGUGGCUCACAAGCAGCGAUGGCACAGGGUUACGGCCAAGUGGAAAGUUACCCAGACGCGACUCCCCAAGGGCAAAACACUUUUUCCACCAUCAAGACCGAACCUUCAGUUUGGGUGGACUGCGGCGACCGAACUUUCAGGCAUGAGGAUUUGUUUCCAGGAGUCUACCUGUCCGACCGCAGAGUGUGCCAGGUGUGUGGUGACGAUGCUUCAGGCUGUCACUAUGGAGCAGUCACCUGCGGCAGCUGCAAAGUGUUCUUUAAAAGGGCCGCUGCAGGUAAGCAGAACCACCUGUGUGCCAGCCGGAACGACUGCACCAUCGACAAGCUGAGGAGGAAGAACUGCGCCUCGUGCCGUUUGAAGAGGUGCUUCAUGUCGGGGAUGAGCCUGAAAGGCCGGAGGCUGAAGGGAGCUGGACAGACGAGGAACGGAGAGGAGGAGCAGCAGCCCACUGCCUGGGGGCCUGGGGAAAGGGAAGAGCGAAAGAAAGAUGUUAUCCCGGAGCCUGGAAACAUGGCUUCCACGGCUCAAGGGCCUCAAGGCUUGCCACCAGGGAUCCCCCCGACUCUGCGCUCCUGCUUAUCCCUCCUGAGCAUCCUGCAGUCUAUUGAACCCACUCUGGUUAAUGCGGGACAUGACCCCGCCCAGCCAGACAGCCCCUCGUCCUUGCUAACCAGCCUCAACGAGCUCGGAGAGAGGCAGCUGGUAACCGUGGUGCGCUGGGCCAAGGCAAUUCCAGGUUUCCGUGAUCUCCACGUGGAUGAUCAGAUGUCAGUGAUUCAGCUGUCGUGGAUGGGGGUGAUGGUGUUGGCGUUAGGGUGGAGAUCCUACACUCUCACCAACUGCUCCAUGCUCUACUUUGCUCCAGAUCUGGUUUUUAACGACCAGCGGAUGCAAAUCUCCAGUAUGUACGAACACUGCGUGAGGAUGAAGCUCCUCGCCCAACGCUUCCACCGGCUGGAGGUGACCGAGGAGGAGUUCCUCUGCAUGAAGGCCCUCGUCCUCUUCAGCAUCUUGCCAGUAGAGGGCCUGAAGAGCCAGCGCUGUUUUGAUGAACUGCGGACCUCCUACAUCAAGGAGCUGGAUCGGCUGGCCAGCCACCGCGGGGAGACCACCCGUACACAGAGGCUGUUUCAGCUCACGGAGCUGCUGGACUACCUCCAGUCGGUUGUGAGGAAAUUGCACCAGUUCACCUAUGAUCUCUUCAUCCAAGCUCAGUCCCUGCAGACGCGUGUCAACUUCCCCGAGAUGAUCUCGGAGAUUGUCAGUGUUCAUGUGCCCAAAAUCCUCUCAGGCAUGGUCAAGCCCAUCCUUUUCCACAACACAGCCUAGACAGAGAGAGCGUCUCGCUGACUGUACCCGCGUCCCACAACUGCAGGCGCAUAUCUGCAGCUGUCAGGCUGAAAUGGCAAAAAUAGGCUUUAUGGAGAUGAAAUGAGUCGGAUUUAGGCGGUGAGUGGACACUCACAGUAGACGAGGACUGCACAUUCUUCCAGCGUAAUGUAGAUCCAUCCACCCUGCUCUUCUAGCUGCCUGCUUUCUGUGUCACAAACUUCAGAUGUUCUUAAUCAAAACUCUUGCAUGCCUUUGUCCACACCAGUUAAUAAAACCUGCCGUUGUACUGAUUGUCAACAUGUAGUUGGGGGGGGGGGGACUUUUUGUAGAUUUCACAUCCUAAAGCUUCUCUGUGUACACCAGCAUGGCGUUUGAUCUAGCUUUUUUUCCACAAUAAAUGUCGUUGUGUGCACCUAAGGUGAAAAAAAAGGCUAAUUGACAGUGAAUAAGCAGUAGUCGCAUGCAUGCUGAAAAAUAAAGUAAUCUUGCCUGUAGGCGAAACAAAAAAAACCUUCUUAAAGAUGUCAUAAGUAGUUUUAUGUGCUAAAAUAAACGCCUCUAAAGUGCAAGUACCUUCAGUCGAGCUUAUUUUGAAUGUAUAUUUAUGAAUCUUUAAGAGUUGGAGUAUGAAAAGCACGCUCCACUGACCUGUUCUUCAGCUGAUUUAAAAAAAAAAAAAAAAGAAGAAAAAAAACGUAACUUUGAAAACAUUUUUUUCGAGUGCCAAACUUUCUUCAAGCACAAUGUUUUUCCCAAGUGAAUAUUUCCUACUCUUGUGUAACUUUUCUACUGUUUCUUAUGGAUGUUCUCUGCCAAUGCUGCUUUUUUGUGUAUCAUCUUGUAUUCAUUGUAGCUUAUUGCACUUUUGCAAAAAAAAAAAAGAAAGAAAAUAACAAACAAUUGAGCAGAACAGAUUUUUCGUUCAUUUAAAGCUGAAAAUGUAAUAAAAUGAAGUUAAACUACAAAG
Molecule: messenger RNA, 3068 nt
Organism: Oryzias latipes (Japanese medaka)
Lineage: Eukaryota; Metazoa; Chordata; Actinopteri; Beloniformes; Adrianichthyidae
Gene: ar-alpha
Product: androgen receptor beta
Biological process (GO): regulation of DNA-templated transcription
Molecular function (GO): zinc ion binding; DNA-binding transcription factor activity; sequence-specific DNA binding
Source: RefSeq, a predicted model, not a curated record